AUGUCGUACGCGUACCUUUUCAAGUACAUCAUCAUCGGAGAUACUGGUGGGUGCCUGAAAACUACCUCGCUUGUUGUCCUGAAAUAUUUCCUGGCGUUCAAUUUGGUUGCUAGUCGUUUCCAAUUUUUUAUCAGUUUUCUCUCUUGUUUAUUGUGCGACUAUUUCUUUGCGUUAAUUCGGCACUUUGUUGGAAUGCUGAUUCUUUUUGGUUUCGACGGUGUCGUACUGGAGUGUCUAAGGUAUUUAUUUUUCUGUGGUGGCAAUUUGUUUUGGAUUUAUCUUUCGUUCAUUCAAGUUCGUUGCAAGGUCUUUAUUUGCUAUGUAGAUUCGUCUCGCAAAUGGAAGUGUUACGGAUAUUGACCUGGCUUUAAUUUUGAAGAAGAGAUGUUUGUAUUUCUUUUCCUCUGGAUUUCCCUAUUAUGAAGGGUGGCCAUCGCGUUGCAGUUUCCUGGUUGGCUGUACUUUUGAUGGCAUUUGCCCAUAUAAAUAAAAUGUACCCUUUUAAACCUGUAUCUGUGCCUCAUUUAAUGUUUUUGAAAGAAUUUUCAGAUUGGAAAAGGUCCACUGCUGCUAACUUCCGCUGCUUGGCCCCCUCAUCCUGUGUAUUUUUCGAAACAUUUGUCCUGAUUCAUUGGAUCUUUAAUUUUUUUCAUCUAAUAUCCUACUGACGUUGAUAAUUCAUUAAUUUUUAUAAUAAAAUGCUGCCAUAAGUCGACGUUUCUUAUUUCGUCUCCUUUCUCAGUUCCAUUUCUGUAAAGGCAUUUGUCUUUAUACUUCAUUUUCCUCUCGUGUGUACAACAACAUACUUUCCUACAGUGCAUUUCUUUUGUUAAUUGGAAUAUAAAGCACCUGUAUAUCAUUCAUUUUUUUGCCAAUCAUGCGAUUGAACUUUCAUCAUUGUAGUUGUUAGAACCUCUGCUUUUAAUUCCUUAAGCAUCAAUUUUUAUUUAAUUAGAAUUUUUUAGCAUAUAUCCAUUUAUUAUGUUUUUCAGGAGUUGGGAAAUCAUGUCUUCUUCUGCAAUUUACUGACAAGCGUUUCCAGCCAGUGCAUGAUUUAACAAUUGGUGUGGAGUUUGGGGCGAGAAUGAUUACAAUUGAUAACAAACCUAUAAAGCUGCAGAUAUGGGACACGGUUCGUUACAUGCUAAUUAUUUUUCAUGUGUUUUUACACGUUAUUUUUUUAUUAUUCUUGUUACCCCGAUGGACCCUAUUUCCUUGAAGUUUGAACCACUUCUUGUCUUGAAAUGUUUUCCUUUCAAUAAACUUAUAAUUCUGAACGUCUACUGAAGUUUCAUUUGUUGAAAUCAUGGAGGCUGAAGCUUGUGGUUGAUUUUUCUCCCUUUGUCUCCUAAAAUUUCUCUUCUUCAAUGCCAACAUAGUUUUUCUACGAAAAAUACAUGAUUUGACAAUUUUUAGUUUUUUAUUUCAUGACUUGGAAACACACAUUUCUUCUUCCUGAAAUACAGGGUGUAGUUUUUUUAUAAACUAAAUCACUUCUUAACCUUUGAACGUACUUUUAUCUUGAUGCAAAUAAUUAGUUUUUUUAUUUUUCAUUUCUCUUGCGUUCUUGUACCUGUACAAUAAUUCUUGAAUCAACAUUUAUCUUGUACUUGUUGUGUAGGAAGUAUCUGCAGAUUAUAAGACAAUUCAGUCAGAAUCAUAACUGAUUCAUUUCUCCCCUAUGUAUUACUUCCAAUGCAGUUUAUUUUAAUUGGAUAUCUUUUAUCUUGGAGUACACUUUUAAAAAAUAUAUAUUGUGUUGUGAUGGAUGUUUGAUUACGUAUUUGGUUCUCAUUCAAUUAAAUGUUAGGCAACUAUUGAAUGUGGACAGUAUAACUUUAAAGGGAUAGCUUGGUGUCCUUGAAAGUGCUCAAAAGUUUAGACUCGCUAACAAGAAGAUGAUGAUUUUCAUUUGAUUGUUUCGAAGGGGAAUAAUAAAUGGAGUUUUAUGCCAAUGAGAACGGCUCCUCUGGUUUGGUGCGGACCAUGACACUAAAGGACACCAUAUACAGUAACCCACAUCAUUCACUUCCAAUUGUUUUGAAGAAAUAUGAUUGGCCUUCUUGAGGAUCCAAAACUAAUAGGAAGCAAACUUGAACUUGCUGUAGGAUGUACACUCUUGUUUGUUGAUCUAGAAUGUCUUCCUUGCCAUUUGUCGGUUUUUCAUAUCUUUGAUCAUCCCUCCAGUGACAUUGAUAUCCGUUGACCUAAUCUGAUUAGUCAAAGAAUUUGAUUUCGAUCUCGAAUCAGCCUAAUUUCUGUUAUAUUUGGAGCAAAUGUUGAAAAUACUUGCAAACAGACGAAAAGAGCGUGUGCAGAGGCUAACGUUGGAGAACACAUCAUGUGUUAUAUCUUCAUGUAUAAACUUAGUUUCCUGAUUAAAGGUGAUUGCGAUUGCGAUUUCGAUGAAAUAUAAUACUUGCAGUUAUAAAUUUCCUGCUGACGUUUUCUGUCAAGACCUUUCAGAUAAUAUGUGGAUAACAAUUUCAUUGUCAGUGGCAGAAAGUUUCCAGCUGGAAUCUUUCUCCCUGUGCAUUUUUUUUGGUAAUUACCUUCAAUUUCCGUGGCAAAUAUACAAGUUUAGUUUGGUUUAAUCAACUCCAGUGAGUUAGCUAAGUCCGUCCUAAAAUGGCGGAACAUUCCAGGAAGGUUUUUAUUUUCUAAGGAAAAAUGCAAAGCGAGCUUCUCCACUGCUUUGUGGGUGGGUGGAUGGUUGUUUGCAAAAUUUUGAUUUUCUCUGGGUUAGCGUAGCUACCAAGAUUUUCUAACUCAGUGGAAUUUUAUAACGUUAUUAUUGCUUCCUUUCUUCCCCAUUUCUGAGCACUUAGUUUACUGCCACUGACGUCUGAUUGUUAGCUUCAGAUGCAACCAAUUUCUAUCAUGAUUUUGUUUUCUGAUUCUUAUAACUUUUGUGAUCAGGUAUUCUAUGUGCUCCCUGAAAGUUCUUAAAUGCUCUGUAGCAUAAUUUAUUUUUUCCUUAUCACAUUGUUAAUCAGUUGAUUCUUGUGCCAUGGAACACUUGCUUAUUGAUCCCUAGUUAACCAAAAAUAUUGAUAGCUAUGAUACCUGAUGCUCUUCUUGACCCUUAUCACCUUCUGAUCUUUGUAAUAUUUAUUAUGCCCCAGGCUGGUCAGGAAUCUUUUCGAUCCAUUACAAGAUCUUACUAUAGAGGGGCUGCUGGUGCACUCUUAGUUUAUGACAUCACAAGGUAUUUGUUGUACCUUCAUGCAAUUGAGAUUCUUAAAAAUUUAUCUUUGCUGUACAUGGGAAUUCAUUGGGUUUGGCAUUCAUCCUUGUUCGAAUGGAUAAAAUUUAAUGUCUUCUGAAAAAAUUAUUUUCCGGGACAUUUAAAUUCUUGAGUCUUUGAUGAUAGAAUCAUUUGUCUGGUUAGUGUAUUGUAAAAGGUCUUCCACCUAUAAUCUACCUUUCCAUGUUGCACUCUCAUCAUCGACAGUUCUAUCAUCAGUGCUUAUAACAGUCAUUUGUCACCCAUUGUAAAUAUUGUUGUACUUCAGAGUCACUUUGACCUCUCAGAUUUCGUCAAAAUAAAGUCUAGUAAAAAGUUUUGUGUUAUUAUCUGAUAUAAUGCAAACCCAUCAACCAGGGUAAAAUUUACUUUUCUCUUUUUGUUUGUUUACUCAGCUUGUAGACCACAGAUCUUUAUCGGAACAUUCUAGAAGAAGAGAAAUUAGUCUACUCAAGAUAUUUCAUAUUCUACUGUCUGUCCUAUUGGUGGUUUAAUAUGGUGGAAAUGUUUAAGUUUUAUUCCCGGUUGACUUCCUACAUAUCUUCAGUCGUUGCAGCCAGUUGAAUACUAUUGCUUCAUCCUUCAGCCCUUCCUGGUUUCUUGAUGCCACUUGUUGUCAUAAGAAACAUGGAUUGGAACUGUCCUAGUUUACUUGAUGAUUGAAGAAUAAUUUGUUUACUGGGUUUGGUUCAAACUGAUGCACUCAGGCUCUCAGAUAAUUUAGUAAAAGUUAUCCUUAUCAUGCAUGUGCAUCAUGCAUUGGGUUCCAAUUCCCCAUUUACCACCUGUGGACUCGUGCACUCAAUCCUUUUUGUAAACCAAAAUUUUCAGGAGGGAGACAUUUAACCAUCUUGCAAGCUGGCUGGAAGAUGCUAGACAACAUGCAAAUGCAAACAUGACAAUCAUGCUGAUUGGGAACAAAUGCGAUCUUGCCCAUAGAAGAGCUGUCAGUACCGAAGAAGGGGAACGCUUUGCCAAGGAAAAUGGAUUGAUCUUUAUGGAGGCCUCUGCAAAGACAGCGCAGAAUGUUGAGGAGGUAGGAAACAAUGCAGCUUACUGCCAAAGGGCUUAUUUUACUCAUUCAUUGUCUUCAACUUCAAAGUUGUCCAACAGGCAUUCAUUCGCACGGCUGCCACAAUUUACAAAAAGAUUCAGGAAGGUGUCUUUGAUGUGUCCAACGAGGUAACGUUUUUGCAUAUUUUAUUUCUCGAUAUUCUUUUAUCACUGAGGAUAAGGGGUCACCUAAUGUUUAAAGAGACAACUGCAACCUUUCAGAGCUUUCAUGGAAGAAAUGUCACCAUAGGGUGAGAGACAGGAAAAGCGGCUAUUUUGAAAGCUGAUUUUGAAAAUCAUGUGCUGCCUGAGUUGGAAGUGUGAGUAGGAUAUUAUCUUUGAUGGGUUUCAAGUGAAAGUUAAUCAACCGAAUCACGAAUUAAGUUGCAGCAGUAUGCCUUUCAGUUCUAAUCAAUGGAGAGCCCAUAGGAGUUUUUGAAAGUGUUCUAGUAGAGUCAAGCCUGGCGACCCAAUGACUCCUUUAUGUUUGUGGGUAUUGUCUUGAAUCUGAUCGACAUAUGGCAAACGCCAGCACGUAAAAUCCCUCCUCAAAGGCACAAAUUUUGGGGAAAUAAUUCUGGUUAAGUCGCAUCCUGCUUGCAUAUGAUCCUAUUUGAAGGAGAUGAUGAACAACAGGUCAGGAAUCUAAAAUAAAAUGUCCUGAAAUAAAUUGAGAUGACAAGAACACUGUCAUAGACUUCCCCAAUGACAAUAUUGUAGAGAGUUCAUGUCCGAUAGUUGGGUUUAAAAAGAGGGAUCAUUUCCCUAUCAGCUGUUUAGGAUGAAAGAUUGGUGGAUGAUAAUAUAAUUUGAAUGGCAACAAGUCUACUCGGGGGAUUAAACCAGGUUUCUAUUCAGGGGAGGUAGACGGAUUUGAAUCCGUCAUUCCUUCUCAGAACUCUCCUUAUACCAUUUUUUCUAUGGGCCAGAGAAUAGAAGGGAAAUGAUAUGGUUCUUACUAACUCGUCAGUGAACAAAACCUAAAGGAAGGGUUGUAGUAGGAUUGGUUCAGCUGGUACUUUUUUGUUACUUUCUCCUGAAUACAUUUACUGUUUUAUUAACGUUCGUGAGAAAUAAUUCACUGACAUUUGCCGCAGCUUAAUAGUCUUUGUGAAGCAGAUUUCACGUUCACAUGGUUACACUUUCUGGGAAGGUUCAUUUUGAAACUGAAAGUUUCUGAUUAAUAUAUGACAGAAUUUUUUUACUUUAUUGGGCAAAGGAAAAUCUCAACAGAAAUCAAAACUGAACUUGUAGACAAAAAAUUUAUGGAGCUGUACUGCAUGAGGAAAACUGCUGGGUGAAAACAUGUAGCGAUGUUCAUGAGGGUAGGUGCAGAAAUAUGGCGAAUGAAUCUCUUUUUGGAUGAAGAAUAAUCCUUCUAGAGUCAGACUUUGUAGAAAAUGUAGACCAUAAGAUUAUAUACAUGUGUGAUACACUGAGCUGAUUCAGCCGUGGUUCCCCUCGUCUUCCACUACUUAAUUUGAAAGGACGAGAUGGAAUCUGAUAUUGUCAGCUGUGCUUUUGAAACGUUUGGAGUGAGAAACACGGCACGAUUCCUACUCUUUGCACUGGGACUUCCAAGACACGAUGGAUGGUAUUACUAUCACCCUCUUAAUGCCUAUGAUUAAUUUCUGUACCAGAACUGUUUGGGGAGACGUGGUCAAUCCACAAGCUGGGCUAAUCAUACCAUUUAUAUCCAUCUUUAGCUCAUUAGCAGAAGAGGGAAGCAUUGGAAUAUUACAUUUCAUCCAUCUCAGUCAAAAAUGGAAAAACUCUCAGAAAACAGAAGCCGACUGAUUUCUCAUAUAAUCAGUAGAAUCAGUAGAUAUAUAUUCCAUUUAAUACAUCUUAGCUCAUUAGCAGAAGAGGAAAGCAUUGAAGUAGUUACAUUAGCUGACUCUGAUUUCUCGUAGAAUCAAUCGUGGAUUCGGAGGCAUGGCAUCUGAUGAAAUCUGGUGUUCUACUUUCCUGCCCACCAUUUCCACAAAUUUGGGAUAAAAGCCAGAUUAUGGCGGUUGACACAUCGCAUCUUCUUCUCACGUUUCUAUUUACCGUACACAAGUUCAUCUCGUUGACCCAAAGCAUGUGACAUCUCAUAACGACCAACGAUCGUCUCUUUCUCUCCAGUCCUCUGGGAUCAAGGUCGGCUAUGGAGGAAUACCCGGCUCGUCUGGUGGGGCCAGCGGCUCGUCAGCACCGGGAGGCGGAUGCUGCAGCUGA
This is a messenger RNA of Spirodela intermedia, 6520 nucleotides long. Lineage: Eukaryota; Viridiplantae; Streptophyta; Magnoliopsida; Alismatales; Araceae. The record is from the annotation of a GenBank genome assembly.